AUGGCACAUGCUCUUAAACUCCUCUUUGCUCUCCUCCUCUGCAUCUUUGUACAAGGUAAGAGCGACCCUUGUGCUCUCUCGAGCAUUGAGGUUCAGCAGACGAACACGGGACAGAUGGCAGGCUAUGAUCCGGUAUUUGAGGUGGAGGUGAAGAAUGGAUGCAGAUGCUCAGUGGCACACGUUUACCUGUACUCUCUGGGAUUUGCGAGCUCAACGCCCGUCGACCCAUCACUAUUCCGGCAGGACGGGGUCGGCUACCUCGUGAACAAUGGGCAGAGCAUCGCGAGUGGUGCAUCCGUGAAGUUCCGUUAUGCAUGGGAUAGGGCUUUUCAGAUGGGUCCUGUGAAGAUGCAGGUUGAAUGCUGA
Ananas comosus (pineapple) is the source of this 366-nucleotide messenger RNA. Its product is annotated as TPD1 protein homolog 1-like. The transcript is spliced from 2 exons. The record is from RefSeq and is a predicted model, not a curated record. The coding region runs from base 1 to 366 and encodes 121 amino acids. Gene Ontology annotation, biological process: cell fate determination. NCBI's taxonomy places the organism in Eukaryota, Viridiplantae, Streptophyta, Magnoliopsida, Poales, Bromeliaceae.